AUGAGGUAUGCGUGGGUGGCCCCGUUGGCAAUAUUGUUACUGGGUGCUCAGUUGGAAGCAAGCAGCAUGCUGAGUAAAACUAUUAACUCUGAUGGAUCUAGAGAUUUUAAAAUUGUGAAACACAUCAAAAAGAAUACGUGUACCUGCUCAUGCAAAUGCGUCCCCGAUGUUUCUGUGAACCCAUUUGAUGUGACCACUACUCUAUCGUCGAUCAACAAUGAUAACGUGGAUAUUGGACCAAGUGUGGACCCAAACCCAACUGGAUCUUCAUUGUUUCAAGAAAUCGAAGCUACCGUUGGAGGACAAACAGUUAAAUCCGAUCAUAGCAUUGACUCAAGCAUAGAGGUGGAGAAGAAGGAGAGCACAACUUCAUCUACCGGAGCUCCAACUACCACAGAAGCUUCUACAACUACUACCGAGGCUGCUACAACUAUUACAGAAGCAUCUACAACUUCUACUGCGCCUGCUGCUUCUGAGACUACAGUAGAAACCACCACAAGCACGCAGGCACCAGUUCAAGUGGUUACUGGAUCUGUUGUGAUUCAUAAGGAGUCAUCGACGGAAGCCACCACCACCACCACUACCACAGAGCCACCAACGACAUCAUCUGCUGCGGUUUCCACUGAUGCAACUACUACUUCUGCUGUGGAAACCAUAACUACACCAACGGAGGAAACCACGUCAGUUGAGGAAACCACAACUUCGACUCCGGUGUCAAAUACUGAAACUUCCGAGAAAUUUACAGCCAUAACUUCAUCCACCGAGGCUUCAACGGAACCUGUCUCCACUUUGGCAUCCGAAGACGGAACUACUGUGACGUCCACGGAAUUUUCAGAAACCACCAAAGAGCCAACUACGGAGACAUCUACGACAACCGAACCUGCUACAACCUCGACUAUAGAGGAAUCAGCAACAACAACCACCGAAAAACCAACCACUACUACUACUGAGGAAACAACAACGACAUCGGAGGAGCCAACAGCCACAACGGAAGAAACUACGACAACUACUGAAAAGUCCACAACCACCACAGAAGAGUCCACGACAACUUCAACUACUGAAGAACCAACCAUGACCACUGAAGAUGUCACUACAACUAAGCAGGCCACCACUCCAGAAGUUGAUAACAAAAUUUCUGGUCCAGCCACUGGGAAACCAGACACCACCCACUUCCCCAGCACCGGAACCACACCAAACUUUGGGGAAAACACUGAAGCGCCAUUUGUGGCUAAGUCUGAAGAUGAUACCAAAGAACCGGUUUCGGAGACCUCCACCGCCAAGAUUGUGACCAGAAUCGAGGUCAAAAAAGAAGAGGAGACCACCACAACUGUAGUAUCAACUACGCAAGAAACUGAAGUCUUCCAUAGCACCAUAAAGCUGAAAGUUUCCACUGAAGAGAAGCAAACUACUCCAGAAGAGACCACAACACAAGAAGUCAAGGUGACCAAGCCAAUCAAAGAAUCUAAAGUGAAGGUUACUCCAAAACUUGAACUUUCGAUUGAUAGCCCAACCGAGAUUACCAAGAAUCCAACAACAGGUAUAGAACGCGCUGCUAUAAAUAAAUGUGAAGUUUUAGUCACACCAAAGAAGACAACAAAGACUUCAACAACCACAACUGAAGCUGUAACAGAGGAGUCUAUAACAGAAAAACCAACGACUGUAACCACCACAGAAGAGUCAAAAACUACGGAGGCAUCAACGACAACUUCUGAGCCAACGACCACCGAACAGAUCACAACGACAGAGGCUCCAAAGACUUCCGCCUCUACCACUGAGGAAACAACAACUACAUCAGAAGAGCCAAAAACCACUGCUGAAGCAGUUACGACAACUACGACUACUGAAGCAUCCACAACUACCGAGGAACUAAGUACGACUGUUGCGAAAACUACCACUACUACUACAGCGACUCCAUCCACAGUUGAGGAAACUAAAACUUCAGAGGAGCCAACUAAAGCAGUUUCCACAUCUUCAGAAGAAGCUACUACCACUUCUCAAUCAACAACUCCUGAGGUGACUACUGUGUCCGCUGAAAUCGCUACUGAGACGUCUACCCUUCCAACCACAACUACCGAAAACACAACGGAACCAGUUACUACUACCGAAGCUUCCACCACCGUCUCCGUUAUUCUGGAAACAUCCACUCAACGCCAACUUCCUGAGAGAUGGAAGGCAAUUGUGAACAAGCUGAAACACAAAUUGGAGGUUCUAAAGGAGCAAAAACGUCUGUUGAAAGAGAAAGAGAGCACAUCUACUACUGUAGCAGAGGAAACCAGCACUGUGAUUGCGGAAAAUGUUGAUGAAGCCACGACAGAGAAGGUUCCAGAGGUUACUACAACCGAAGCAUCUACGACAACGGAGCCAACCACCACCACUGAAACCACCACUACUGAAGCAUCAACCACUACUACGGAGGCGGUGACAACAACAGAAUCUACCGAAACUACGACCACACCGGAGGAAACAACAAGUAUUGAAUCGACUACAACUGAAUCUGCCACCAUUAUCACAACGGAGCCAACCACUACAACUACGUCUGAAUCUACAACUGGAUCCACCACAUCCGAGGUUGCCGCAUUUGUAACUGAAGAAUCUACUACCACGGCUUCCGGAACAACACCUGAAGAAACUGAAGCUUCAGAGAAGCUAGGCUCUCAUCGUGAUUUUGUGCCGAAAAAGCACAAAACUACAACGAAGACUCCUGAAGCUACUAAAACCACUACUACAACUACUGAACCAACAAUGACUACAACUGAACCAGCUACGACUACCGUAGAGAGUACUACUCCAGAAACAACCACGAUCGCAGUCUCCACCACUGAAGAGCCUACUGGUUCUGCAUUCGUCACUGGAGCUUCUAUUGAUGAGACCACAAUUGACACUAUGGAGCUUCUUAACAAAAUCAACAGCACUAAAAUUGCUCAACCAAAGCCAACUGAUAUUUCCAAGACUGAUGCUCUUUCCUCACUUAUUAGUGGAUUAAUCGGAUCGUUUACAAAAGGAUCAACUGCACCGACCAUCGCCACCACUGAACCUUCGUUUGUGACAGCACCCGAUUCCACAGAUCUUGGAAGCGAAAUCCGUAAAGCUCAACCAAAUUUGAGCAGUCAGACAGAGAUUGAGAAGGAAAUCAGAGAACAAAGAUAUCGAAUGGAAUUGGAGAAACAAGAGCAACAGUUGAAGGAGACCGCUAUCAACGAACAAUUACAGGAGGAAAAGGCAAGAGCUGAGAUGUUGGAGAGAAAACAAAAAAUGAUGGAGCAAUUGGAAGAGUUGAAGGAGGCCGAGGAGCGACAAAGAGUUCUUCUAGAACAGGAACGGCUUCAGGAGGAAGCUCGACUAAAGUUGAUUGCCGAGAAACAAGCUGAGAUUGAUUUCGCUUCAAUUUCCACAACUACCGAAGCUUCCAAAUUCAAAUAUAGAUUGAGACCAGCUCAGUGUGCUGCUAUCAACAAGUUCACAAGAGUGUUCAACAUCACAGACCCAUCUGAAUGGAUUCAAAAGAACUGUGAAUUCGCUAAACGAUACUUCCCAGAAGCAUCCUGCCCACAGAUCCAAGCUCUCAUCGAAUCCUGUUUCGCCUUCCUUUAA
Messenger RNA from Caenorhabditis briggsae, 3591 nucleotides. It is a transcript of the gene Cbr-dpy-6, whose product is annotated as Protein CBR-DPY-6. The record is from RefSeq and is a predicted model, not a curated record. Bases 1 to 3591 code for a protein of 1196 amino acids. The transcript is spliced from 8 exons. Lineage: Eukaryota; Metazoa; Nematoda; Chromadorea; Rhabditida; Rhabditidae.